Molecule: messenger RNA, 1167 nt
Organism: Penicillium cosmopolitanum
Lineage: Eukaryota; Fungi; Ascomycota; Eurotiomycetes; Eurotiales; Aspergillaceae
Product: phosphatidate phosphatase App1 family protein
Exons: 2
Coding region: 1-1167 (388 amino acids)
Cellular component (GO): actin cortical patch
Molecular function (GO): phosphatidate phosphatase activity
Source: RefSeq, a predicted model, not a curated record
AUGGCCCACGACCAAGGGUCUCCGGCCCCAGACUCCAAACACGAGAGUGAUGGAGCUGAACCCACGCCUCACCUUGAGCGUCGAGGAUCGGCUUUUUUGAAUUUCUUUUCCUCAUUUCUGGGCUCGAAGAAUCCCCUCGCGAAAGCUGCGGACCCACAUCAACACACCGUGUGGUUAUACGACAACACGGCCUACCAACCCGUCGUAGAGGGCGAUAACUCCCCAUCUUCAUCAUGGCAAGCUGAGGUCGUCGCCUGCAUCUUCGAGAAGGAUGGUCGCAAGGAUGCCGGCAAGUGGAUCGCGGCUAUCGCCGAUCAUAUCGGUUUGGAUGGUGAGAUGGGCCGCGACAAGGAAGCGCACGAGCGUAUCAAGCAGCGCGUGCAGCCCUUCCUCGACCAGGUCUCACCAGCGAAAACCCUGACCGUGGAAGCUAAAGUGAAUGGCGCACUGCAAACGCACCCGAUCGGCCCUUCCGAUAGAAAUGGCAUCAUCAGCCAGAUUAUUGACCUAGGCGCAGGUGGCGUCCAGGAUGGCACGAUUCGCUGCCCGGAGGGCUGGAUGGUGAUCUCGGACAUUGAUGACACAAUCAAACGUACCAUGACGAUGGAGACGACAGGAAUUCUGCGAACCACCUUCGCCGAGGAGCCUCUACCUAUCGCCGGUAUGCCGGAGUUCUAUCGACACGUGCAAGCCGAGUUGAAUCCGGCUUGGUUCUACCUGUCCGCAUCGCCUUACAAUCUCUACCCAUUCCUGCACUCGUUCCUCCAUGAGCAUUAUGCGCUUGGUACGCUUAUUCUGCGAGACUACUCGUGGAUGGACGUUGGCGGAUUCAUCAGGUCCUUUACCGAGAAAACGCAAGAGUACAAGGUUGAUCGGAUGGAGAAGAUUCAUCGGUGGUUCCCGCUUCGUCGCGUGCUUUGCAUUGGCGAUUCGACCCAGAAGGAUCCAGAGGCUUAUGCGGAAAUCUACCAACGCUAUCCCGGGUGGAUCCAUGCGAUUGCAAUCCGAAAGGUUACAAAUGUUUCCAAUAUGGAGGAGAAGAACAAACCCGAGAGGUUUGAGGAGGCUUUCAAGGAUGUUCCGAGUGAUGUAUGGACGGUUUUUGAAGACCCCAGCGAGCUUUAUGACUUUGUUGAUGGGCUUGGGAUGGAAGAUCAGGACUUUUAA